This is a messenger RNA of Perognathus longimembris pacificus (Pacific pocket mouse), 1014 nucleotides long. Its product is annotated as taste receptor type 2 member 117-like. The record is from RefSeq and is a predicted model, not a curated record. Lineage: Eukaryota; Metazoa; Chordata; Mammalia; Rodentia; Heteromyidae. The transcript has a single exon. Gene Ontology annotation, biological process: sensory perception of taste; detection of chemical stimulus involved in sensory perception of bitter taste; G protein-coupled receptor signaling pathway. Gene Ontology annotation, molecular function: G protein-coupled receptor activity; bitter taste receptor activity. The coding region runs from base 1 to 1014 and encodes 337 amino acids. Gene Ontology annotation, cellular component: membrane.
AUGGCCAGUCUCCUCCUGUGCACACUUACUGCGGUUUUAAGUAUGGAAUUCCUGGUUGGAAAUGUAGGAAAUGGGUUUGUGGUCCUGGUGAACUGCAGGGCGUGGCUCGGGAGAAGAAAGAUGUCGGCCGUGGACCAAAUCCUCACCACUUUGGCAAUCUCCAGAAUUGGCAUGCUGGGGGUGACCUUCCUCAACUAUUGGGUCACAUUAUGCGACCCCUCUGUACUGAUGAAUGCAAACAUAUUAAGAACGAUUUAUAUUCCAUGGGCGAUCGUCAACCAUUUCAGCCUCUGGCUUGCCACAAGUCUCAGCAUCUAUUAUUUUCUCAGGAUAGCUAAUUUUUCCAAUGCCUUCUUCCUCUAUCUGAAGUACAGAGUUAAGAUGGUGGUCUCUGGGACACUGCUGGUCUCUCUGGCUCUCUUGUUGGCGAACACGGUGCUGAUGAACUUGUACAUCGAUGUCUGGAUUCACAGCUCUGAAACAAAUGCGUCUUCCACGCCCAGAGGGGACUUUGCCAAACUUCUUUUAACCCCCAGUUUCAUCUUCUCCAUCCUCCCUUUCUUGAUCUCUCUGGCAGCGUUCUUGCUGCUCAUUGUCUCACUAUGGAAACACGGGAGGCGCAUGCUGGCCCACAGAUCGGCACCCAAGGGUGGGCCAGCACUCAGGGGUCCACCUGCACCCAGGGACUCACGCACCGCAGCCCACAUCUGGGCUCUAAGCAGCGUGAUCGCCUUCCUCCUCCUUUACACCCUCUUCUUCCUUGCCUUUCUCUUGCAGAUCUGCAAGUUCGAAUUCCUGGAGAAGAGUCUGAUCAUUUUGUUUUGCCAAGUCAUGGCACUUGCUUUUCCGAUGGGUCACUCCAUUGUUCUCAUCCUGGGGACCAGAAAACUGCGGGGGGCCGCUCUGUCUGCACUGGGGGGCUGUGGGGUUGUGGGGCACUGCAGGAGGCCGGGAGGCCUCGGGUCCCUAGAACCUGCUGCUGGUUCUGGGAGAAACACGGUCCCCGGGAAAUAA